This is a messenger RNA of Symbiodinium sp. CCMP2456, 1392 nucleotides long. The record is from the annotation of a GenBank genome assembly. Lineage: Eukaryota; Dinophyceae; Suessiales; Symbiodiniaceae.
AUGGGAGCAGGGGCCAGCGCCUAUCUUGCCUCCGUAGAUGACGCCACCUUGCAAAGCAUCACUGAAGAUGUUGACAAGGCAGCACAGCUGCUGAAGCUUGUAGCAGAAGGGAGGCGCAAACGCGAGCUUGGGCGGAGGCAGUUGAAGAUCAAUGGCCUCUGUGGCUCACAGUUCCAGCUCGAAGUCGACGAGGCUGCAACUGUUCUGGAUGUUUCCCAGGAGAUCGCAGGAAUCGUUGGUAUAGCGCCGGGGAGGAUGCUUGUUUUAACCUCCGGCGGUACUGUCCUUGACGAGUCUAAACCUUUCCUGCAGCAGCUUCACGGAGAUGAGAUUACAUACAAGGAUCAGCAAGUGGGUGCAGGUCAAGCAGCAGUGAGUUUGCUGCGGUCUCUAGCGGAGUGGCCGCGACAUCGGCUGUGUGCAGCAGACACGGCCGCCACCGAUGCGAUUUCUUCGUUGACCAUUGGCAACGAGUUUGGCGUGAGCUUGGAUGCAGCCAUGCUACCACAGAACCUGCAUAGACUGACCUUCGGAGACUUCUUCAACGAAAGCCUGAGGAACGUAGCCUUGCCAAGCAGUGUGCGGACGUUGACCUUUGGUAACAGAUUUAAUCAGAGCUUGGAAGGUGUGACUUUGCCAAUCAACCUGCAGACGUUAAUCUUCGGCAACGAUUUCGAUCAAAGUUUGGAAGGCGGGCAUGUUAUGCAAGCUUUGCUGGUUGUUGUGGUAGUGUUUGAUGUCAUUGUUGUCUUCCUGUUGUCGCUGCUGAUCUGUGUUGUAUCCGUCGCGACACGGUCGUCGCUGCUGCGGGCAGCCGGCUGCGACGACGACGUCGACAACGACGACUGCAAUUACGACGACGAGUCUUACUCGACGACGACGACCACUACGACUACCACUACCACUACCACUACCACUACCAGUACCACUACCACUACCAGUACCACUACCACUACCAGUACCACUACCACUACCAGUACCACUACCACUACCAGUACAGUACCAGAACCAGUAUCAGUACCAGUACCAGUACCAGUACCACCACCACCACCACCACCACUACCACCACCACCAGCCCUGCGCCUGCCCCUGCCCCUGCCACUGCCACUACCACUACCACCACCACUACCAAAACCAUUACUACGACCACUACCACUACUACCACGGCUGCUCCAACAACAACAACAACAAUUACAACAACAGCAACAACAGCAACAACAGCAACUACUACCACUACUACAACUACCACCACUACUACUACUACUACUACUACUACUACCACUACUUACUGCUACAACUACAGCUGCAAAUGCAAAUGCAACUGCAACUGCAGCACCAGCGAUGCCAGCAGCAAUGACAACAAUACAAAGACUACUAGAAACAGUACUUUAA